AUACCAGCUGGUUUGACAAUUAUUUUACUUCAAAAUCGCAUUGGCCGUAAGGGUAUGGCCUGCGGCUCGCUCUUCUUUGGCGGUUUGGUCACCGCUGCCACUGGCAUACUGGUUGCGCUGCUCGACUUGAAGGAGCACGCCAUCUUUGUGGCCUGCAUGAUUGGCUUGGGACGCUAUGUGGCCAUUGUCUCCUAUGAAGCGGAGGCGCAAUAUGCCGCUGAAAUUAUACCGACAAGCGUGCGUGGGCGUGGCGUGGCCAAUAUACAUGUGGUCGGCUAUGCAUUCAGCUUCUUGAGCGCAUAUUUGAUUUACUUGAGUAAUGUGUUCAAGCCAUUGCCUUCGAUUGUCAUAGCAGUGCUGAUGUUAAUUGGCGCGGCAUUGUGCUUCCUCUUGCCGGAGACGCUAAAUCAAAAAUUACCAGAGACGCUGCUGGAUGGUGAGCACUUCUGUCGAGAUGAAAAAUGGUAUUAUUUCCCUUGCUUCAGUCGGAAGAAGAGCAACGAUGUGGAAGUGACAAAACU
This is a messenger RNA of Rhagoletis zephyria (snowberry fruit fly), 521 nucleotides long. RefSeq names its product organic cation transporter-like protein. Lineage: Eukaryota; Metazoa; Arthropoda; Insecta; Diptera; Tephritidae. The record is from RefSeq and is a predicted model, not a curated record.